AUGCAGAGCGCAUAUGGGCUGAAGCUGGUGAGUUUUAGCGGAACCUCUAUACAUGUGGAACGGACGCUGAAAUGUUUCAGGGAAAUGUCUGGGUACCCGACUUCCGACACUCCGAUCAGGCAGAUCGGCGUCUUGGAGUUCUGCAUUGUCAACGGGCUGGUUGGGUGGGUGUAUAAAGUCAAGGGUGAUGCAGAAUUCUUGGAGUACCAUCCUUCAGGUAUCAAGAUUGACAUCACGGCCCUAGCCUCUAUGACCGAGCAGCAGGCUACAAUUGUGAAAGCCAUUAUUGCAGAGCAAGAACCCCACCUCCUCGAGCACCAAGUCGGCAAGCCACUACAGAGAAUUGCCAGGGCUAGACCGCUGGCGGCCAUUAUGCGCUUUCGGGCUACGAUAAGAGAGUUGAGACCUGAGUGUUCAUAA
This is a messenger RNA of Blastomyces dermatitidis ER-3, 420 nucleotides long. RefSeq lists its product as uncharacterized. The record is from RefSeq and is a predicted model, not a curated record. Bases 1 to 420 code for a protein of 139 amino acids. Lineage: Eukaryota; Fungi; Ascomycota; Eurotiomycetes; Onygenales; Ajellomycetaceae. The transcript has 5 exons.